UCACAAUAGUUCUACUUCACUAAUUUAUUUAAAAAAAAUAAGCAAAAUGUAAUGAUAAUGAUAUUUACAAAGAUUUUUGUAGUAUUGGAUAUAAUUUUUUUUUCAGAAAAAAUCUAGUUCUUUGAGUCCGCCGAUAAAAAUUUGGUUUGCAAUAUUUUAUUUUUGUACUAUACGAAACAACGGAAAGGAUAAAUAUCGUUAUCUUACUUUGGAAAAUCAAGCUCAGCCAUGGCUUCUACUUCCACUCUCCUUCGACUUCACUUCCACACUGUCCCUCUUCCUCUUCUUCCAUCACCCAACCCAUACACAUCUCACUUUCGUCCCAAAUUCUCCAUCAAAUGCAGUUCCACUCCUACCCCUGAACCCCUCGAUCCCUCAUUCCCCAUUCCCAGUUCCAAAACCACCAUUCCUCCCGAAUCAUUCCCCAUCGAAAAGCGAAGGAGAUCCGAGAUUAUCCAAGACCCGAAAUCGCGAACCGAGCUGACGAUACCGGAGCCCCCGAGUUUCGAGAUCGGCUGGAAGAGGACGAAGGAGAUUAAGCUGGAAAAGCCAAAAGGAUAUGUGAUAGCGGAUUUCUUGGAAAAGUUGGAGGGCUUGAUGGGGAAGGAGUUCGGGUCGACGGAGCUUUUGGCGAAGGCGGGAGAGAUUGUGACGGAGAGGGCGAGAGAGGAGGCGGAGGUGCUUAGAGAGAAGGGGGAAGUGGAAGAGAGGCUAAUUACAGAGCUGUUUAGGGUUUUGAGGUUGAUUGAGAUGGAUAUGGCAAUGGUGAAAGCGGCGGUUAAGGAAGAGACUCUGAAUGAGAGACUUGAGCAAGCCAAGGCUAGGUGUAGGCAAGCUAUUCUUGUUGCUUUGUCGUUUUGAAUGCCAUUGCGUGCAGUGAAUAGUAUAAAACAGGUUAGGAAUUAAAUUAACUGAAUCAAUCAUUUUUUGCUUAUGAAAUCAUAUAAAUAUAAAUAUAUAU
Molecule: messenger RNA, 961 nt
Organism: Cannabis sativa
Lineage: Eukaryota; Viridiplantae; Streptophyta; Magnoliopsida; Rosales; Cannabaceae
Product: protein CHLORORESPIRATORY REDUCTION 41, chloroplastic
Exons: 1
Coding region: 229-861 (210 amino acids)
Source: RefSeq, a predicted model, not a curated record